AUGAUUUGGACUAACUGUAUUUUUGCUCUACUUAUUCUUCUGGCCACCAUAGUAUUAACAGAGGCCGACUCUAUAAAUUUUGGACCUAAAGAAAAAGAUCCAAGCCUUCCCAUGUACCAUGCGAUGGCAGUGGAUUCUUUGAACCAAUAUGAAGAACAAAACGAAUUGAGCAAUCACCAUGUCGUCUUAAAAGUAAUAAAAGUGACGAAACAAGUCGUAGCUGGAACUUUAACCACUAUAGACUUCUACGCAGGAAAAACAGUGUGUAGAUCUGUCUUGUAUGAAUUGGUCCAUGAGAAUUGUCCACUAGACACUCUAUCCCCCAUGUUGCUCUGUCAAUCACAGUUGUGGUCCAGACCAUGGCUCAACAAGAGAGAGAUCACCAUCAAGUGUAAUAAUGCUAGUACUUAA
Molecule: messenger RNA, 411 nt
Organism: Danaus chrysippus (African queen)
Lineage: Eukaryota; Metazoa; Arthropoda; Insecta; Lepidoptera; Nymphalidae
Source: the annotation of a GenBank genome assembly